Messenger RNA from Sorex araneus (European shrew), 7798 nucleotides. It is a transcript of the gene ABCA12, whose product is annotated as ATP binding cassette subfamily A member 12. Gene Ontology annotation, cellular component: membrane; intracellular membrane-bounded organelle. Bases 1 to 7782 code for a protein of 2593 amino acids. Gene Ontology annotation, molecular function: ATP binding; ABC-type transporter activity; ATP hydrolysis activity. The record is from RefSeq and is a predicted model, not a curated record. The transcript has 53 exons. Gene Ontology annotation, biological process: transmembrane transport; lipid transport. Lineage: Eukaryota; Metazoa; Chordata; Mammalia; Eulipotyphla; Soricidae.
AUGGCUUCCCAAUUUCAUCAGCUCCGGGUCCUGGUCUGGAAAAAUUGGCUUGGUGUCAAAAGGCAGCCGCUUUGGACACUUGUCUUGAUUUUAUGGCCAGUCAUUAUUUUCAUAAUUUUGGCUAUUACCCGGACCAAAUUUCCUCCAAGAGCAAAACCAACUUGUUACCUUGCACCUCGAAAUCUUCCUAGCACUGGCUUUUUCCCAUUCCUGCAAACCCUACUCUGUGACACAGACUCUAAGUGCAAAGAUACCCCCUAUGGGCCACAAGAUUUGCUUCGAAGGAAAGGAAUUGAUGCUAAACUAUUUAAAGACAGUGAAACUCUGAGAAAGUCGUCCAACCUGGAGAAGGACAGCAAUUUAUCACUCCGGAGCACCAAAGCUCCAGAAAGCCUACAUGCCUCACUGGCCACAGUAAUUUCCAGUCCAGGUCUUGAUUUGGAAAGUACUGCAACAGAUACUUUCAAUGAUACUCAAAUGCUUGCCAGGAUUCUUGGUUUGGAAAAGCUGCUAGAGGAAAAUUCAACUUCAGAAGAAGUACGAAGAGAGCUGUGUGAGAGCUAUCCAGGAUAUAUUGCGGAUUAUGCCUUCUCCUGGAGCACUCUAGGAAAAAAUAUUUUCAACAGAUUUUGCCUGACCAAUAUGACCCUUUUAGAAUCUUCUCUCCAGGAACUAACAGACCAACUCUCACAGAUAUCAAGCGACCCCCAGAAGCAGCAGACCAUGUUUCAGGAGAUGGUCAAAGUGCUAUCCUUUUUCUCAAGAAUUCAAGAGCAGGAGGCCGUGUGGCAAUUUCUCUCUAGUUUCCCAAAUGUGUUUCAGAAUGUCACAAAGCUAAACAAUCUGUUUGAUGUCCUUCGAAAUGCCAACAGUGCGCUGCUAGUCGUGCAGAAGGCUUACCCACGUGUCACAACCAACGAAGGUUUCAGAACUCUCCAUAAAUCUGUGGAACAUCUGCUGAACACUCUGGACUCCCCCACACAAGGUGGCUCAGAUAAUACGACACAUGUGUGGAAUGAGGACGACAUGCAGUCACUGUCCCCAAGCAGCCUGGCAUCACAGCUCCUUAUACUGGAAAACUUUGAAGAUGCACUUUUAAAUGUAUCAGCAGAUAGCCCUUACUUUCCUUACUUGGCAUGUGUGAGAAAUAUCACUGACAAUUUGGCCAGGGGAUCACAAGAAAAUUUAAGACUUCUUCAGUCUACAAUUCAAUUUAAAAAAUCUUUUCUUCAAAAUGGUUCCUAUGAGGAUUACUUCCCUCCACUUCCUGAUGUCCUGAAAACAAAACUUUCUCAGCUUCGAAAUUUGACUGAACUUCUUUGUGAACCCGAAACUUUCAAUUCAAUAGAGCAAAUGUGUCAGCAAUCCAAUCUGAACUUUGGGAACCUGUGUGAAGACAGCAUCCGCCAUGUGCGCUUCCUCAAAGCAGCAGAAGUUGGCACCGAAAUAGCAACCAACUUACUGUUCCAUGACAAUAUUCUAUCGGAAAAACUAAGGGAUUUGCUUACUGGGGAUCCAAACAAAAUUAACUUGAAUAUGGAUCAGUUUUUGGAAAAGGCUUUGCAAAUGAAUUACUUGGAAAAUAUCACACGACUGUUGCCCACCAUGGAGGCUGUGCUGCAUGUCAAUAGCAGUGGAGACGCUUCUGGAAGGCCAGGCGAGUUAAUAGAAUUGUUUAAAAAUGUUCAAGAGCUGAGAGAAGAACUAAGAAGAAGAACAGUACUGUCCAACAGAAGUAUUGACAAUUUGCUGGCCAUGCCUAUCCCUGAUAACAGAGCUGAGAUUAUUUCUCGUGUGUUCUGGCUGCAUUCUUGUGAUGCUAAUGGGACCAAUCCCAAGCUGGAAGAUGUGAUGAAGGAGUUCUGUAGCCUUCCUCUUCCUGAGAGGUCCCGGCAGUCCUACCUCAUUGCAAUCACUCUCCUUCACUAUUUAGAUAUUCACAACUUCGCAUACAAGGUGUUUGUACCUAGAGAAGAUCAAAAACCAGUAGAAAAAAUGAUAGAGCUCUUCAUGAGGUUGAAAGAAAUUCUCAAUCAGAUGGCUUCCGGCACACGUCCACUACUAGACAAAAUGAGAUCCUUGACACAAAUGCAUCUACCGAAAAGUGUUCCAUUAACACAGGCAAUGUACAGAAGUAACCGGAUGGACACACCCCAGGGAUCCUUUAGUACCAUCUCCCAAGCACUGUGUUCCCAGGGCAUCACCACUGAAUACUUAACUGCCUUGCUGCCCUCUUCCCAGAGACGAAGAGGCAAUGACACCAAGGAUUUAUUGACUUAUAAUUUAAGCAAAGAGCAAGUAGCUUCAAAAUAUGGAAUUCCCUUACACACCACACCAUUUUGCUUCUCCCUUUAUAAAGACAUCAUUAACAUGCCUGCCGGACCUGUGAUUUGGGCUUUCUUGAAACCUAUGUUGUUGGGAAAAAUUCUGUAUGCACCUUAUACCCCCAUCACAAAAGCAAUAAUGGAAAAGUCUAAUGCAACUCUAAGACAACUGGCUGAAUUAAGAGAAAAAUCUCAAGAGUGGAUGGAUAAGUCACCACUUUUCAUGAAUUCCUUUCACCUGUUAAACCAGACGAUUCCUAUGCUUCAGAAUACUCUAAGGAACCCCUUUGUACAAGUUUUCAUAAAAUUCUCCGUGGGACUUGAUGCUGUUGAAUUAUUGAAACAGAUUGAUGAACUUGAUGUUCUAAGGCUGAAAUUAGAAAACAGUAUUGACCUCAUUGAUCAUCUCAACACACUAUCGACUCUGACAGUAAAUAUUUCCUCCUGUGUAUUAUAUGACCGUAUCCAGGCAGCAAAAACCAUAGAUGAAAUGGAAACAGAGGCAAAAAGGCUCUACAAAAGCAAUGAACUCUUUGGAAGUGUUAUUUUUAAACUUCCUUCGAACCAAAGUUGGCACAGAGGUUAUCACUCUGCGAGUGUCUCUCUUCCUCCUGUCGUAAAAUAUACCAUACGCAUGAGUCUCAAGACUGCACAGACCACAAGAAGCAUAAGAACCAAGAUUUGGGCCCCGGGGCCUCACAACUCUCCAUCACACAACCAGAUCUAUGGCCGAGCUUUUAUUUACCUGCAGGAUAGUAUUGAAAGAGCUAUCAUUGAAUUGCAGACUGGAAGGAAUUCCCAGGAAAUAGCAGUCCAGGUCCAAGCAAUUCCUUAUCCGUGCUUCAUGAAAGACAACUUCUUAACCAGUGUCUCUUACUCUCUUCCAAUUGUGCUUAUGGUUGCCUGGGUUGUAUUUAUAGCUGCAUUUGUUAAAAAACUUGUUUAUGAAAAAGACCUCCGGCUUCAUGAGUACAUGAAGAUGAUGGGUGUAAAUUCCUGCAGUCAUUUUUUUGCCUGGCUUAUAGAAAGUGUUGGAUUUUUGCUGGUUACUAUCAUCAUCCUCAUCAUCAUCCUCAAGUUUGGCAAUAUUCUUCCUAAAACAAAUGGGUUCAUUUUGUUCCUGUAUUUUUCGGACUACAGUUUCUCGGUCAUUGCCAUGAGCUACCUCAUUAGUGUCUUCUUCAACAACACCAACAUCGCUGCCCUGAUUGGCAGCCUGAUCUACAUCAUUGCCUUUUUCCCUUUUAUUGUUCUAGUUACGGUGGAGGAUGAGUUGAGCUAUGUCAUAAAAGUAUUCAUGAGUUUCCUGUCCCCUACGGCCUUCAGCUAUGCAAGCCAAUACAUUGCACGCUACGAAGAGCAAGGCAUCGGUCUUCAGUGGGACAAUAUGUACAGUUCCCCAGUGCAGGAUGAUACUACCUCAUUUGGCUGGCUCUGCUGUUUUAUCCUGGCAGACUCUUUCAUUUAUUUCCUUAUUGCUUGGUAUGUCCGGAAUGUUUUCCCAGGGACAUAUGGUAUGGCAGCUCCAUGGUAUUUUCCAAUUCUUCCUUCUUAUUGGAAGGAGCGAUUAGGGUGUGCAGAGGUGAAGCAUGAGAAGAGCAAUGGCCUUAUGUUUACAAACAUCAUGAUGCAGAACACCAACCCGUCUGCCAGUCCUGAAAGCAUGUUUCCCUCCAACGUUGAACCUGAACCGAAAGAUCUUACAGUUGGGGUUGCCUUACAUGGUGUCACAAAGAUCUAUGGCUCGAAAAUUGCUGUGGAUAACCUCAAUUUGAACUUCUAUGAGGGGCAUAUUACUUCAUUGCUGGGGCCCAACGGAGCUGGGAAAACUACCACCAUCUCCAUGCUGACUGGGCUCUUUGAGGCCUCCGCAGGGAACAUCUUCGUUUAUGGAAAGGAUAUCAAAACAGACCUAAACACUGUACGGAAGAGCAUGGGGGUCUGCAUGCAGCAUGAUGUCCUGUUCAGUUACCUUACGACCAAAGAGCACCUUCUUUUAUACGGCACCAUCAAGGUUCCUCACUGGACCAAAAAGCAGCUGCAUGAAGAAGUGAAAAGGACAUUGAAAGACACUGGACUGUAUAGCCAUCGCCAUAAGAGAGUUGGAACGCUGUCUGGAGGCAUGAAGAGAAAGCUGUCUAUAUCCAUAGCUCUCAUCGGAGGAUCAAGAGUGGUUAUUUUGGAUGAGCCCUCCACUGGUGUUGACCCAUGUUCUCGCCGGAGCAUAUGGGAUGUUAUAUCCAAAAACAAAACUGCCAGAACAAUCAUUCUGUCGACACACCACUUGGACGAAGCGGAAGUGUUGAGUGACCGCAUCGCCUUCCUGGAGCAGGGUGGGCUGCGCUGUUGUGGCUCACCUUUCUACCUCAAGGAAGCCUUCGGAGAUGGAUACCACCUCAUCCUCACCAAGAAAAAGAGCCCGAAUCUCAAUGCCAGUACCGUAUGUGACACCAUGGCCGUGACAGCAAUGAUCCGAUCGCAUCUCCCGGAAGCCUACCUCAAAGAGGAUAUUGGAGGAGAGCUGGUUUAUGUGCUUCCUCCAUUCAGCACCAAAGUCUCAGGGGCCUACCUGUCACUCCUAAGGGCACUGGACUCUGGCAUGGGUGACCUCAACAUUGGCUGCUAUGGCAUUUCAGACACCACAGUGGAAGAGGUCUUUCUGAACUUGACUAAGGAAUCACAGAAGAAUAGCAAUAUGAGUCUGGAGCACUUAACCCAAAGGAAAAUUGGGAACCCCAAUACUAAUGGCAUGGCAACCCCUGAUGACCUAUCCGUAAGCAGCAGCAACUUCACGGACAGAGAUGACAAAGUCCUGACAAGAGGAGAGCGGUUGGAUGGUUUCGGGUUGUUUCUGAAGAAGAUAAUGGCCAUCCUCAUUAAGAGGUUCCACCACACCCGCAGAAACUGGAAAGGUCUCAUUGCUCAGGUCAUUCUCCCCAUCGUCUUUGUAACCACUGCUAUGGGCUUAGGCACGCUGAGAAACUCCAGCAACAAUUACCCAGAGAUCCAGAUAUCCCCAUCUCUUUAUGGUACCACCGAACAGACGGCCUUCUAUGCAAAUUUUCACCCAAGCACAAAAGCACUGGUCUCAGCAAUGUGGGCUUUCCCUGGCAUUGACAAUAUGUGUUUGAACAUCAGUGAUUCAAGGUGCUUAAAGAAAAACAGUCUAGAAAAAUGGAACACCAGCGGAGAACCUGUCACUAAUUUUGAUGUUUGCUCCUGCUCAGAAGAUGUCCAGGACUGUCCUAAAUUUAACUAUUCUCCACCUCAUAGAAGAACUUAUUCUUCCCAAGUAAUAUAUAACCUCACUGGGCACCGCUUGGAAAACUAUCUCAUAUCAACCGCCAAUGAAUUUUCGCAGAAAAGAUAUGGAGGUUGGAGUUUUGGGUUGCCUUUGACAAAUGACCUCCGAUUUGAUAUUACGGGAGUUCCUGCCAAUAGAACACUUGCCAAGGUCUGGUAUGAUCCAGAAGGCUACCACUCCCUUCCGGCUUACCUCAACAGCUUGAAUAACUUCCUGUUGCGAGUUAACAUGUCAAGACAUGAUGCGGCUCGACACGGAAUCAUCAUGUACAGUCAUCCUUACCCAGGAGUGCAGGACCAAGAACAAGCCACAAUGAGCAGCUUAAUCGAUAUUUUAGUGGCACUUUCUAUCCUGAUGGGCUACUCGGUCACCACCGCCAGCUUCGUCACCUAUGUCGUCAGGGAACACCAGACCAAAGCCAAGCAGUUGCAGCAUAUCUCAGGCAUCGGGGUGACAUGCUACUGGGUCACAAACUUCAUUUAUGACAUGGUCUUCUACUUGGUACCCGUGGCAUUUUCAAUUGGUGUCAUUGCUAUUUUCAAGUUACCUGCCUUCUACAGUGAAAACAAUUUGGGCGCUGUAUCUCUUCUACUUCUGUUGUUUGGAUAUGCCACAUUUUCUUGGAUGUACUUGUUGGCUGGACUCUUCCAUGAAACAGGAAUGGCUUUCAUCACUUACGUCUGCAUCAAUCUUUUUUUUGGGAUUAAUUCUAUCGUUUCCCUGUCAGUGGUAUACUUUCUUUCCAAGGAAAAGCCUAAUGAUCCGACUUUAGAACUCAUUUCUGAAACCCUCAAGCGCAUUUUCCUGAUAUUCCCACAAUUCUGUUUUGGUUAUGGCUUAAUUGAACUUUCUCAACAACAGUCAGUCCUGGACUUCUUAAAAGCAUACGGAGUGGAGUUUCCUAGUGAAACCUUUGAGAUGAACAAACUAGGUGCCAUGUUUGUGGCGUUGGUUGUGCAGGGCACCAUGUUCUUUUCCUUGCGACUUUUGAUCAAUGAAUGGAUAAUAAAGAAACUCAGACUGUUCUUUAGAAAAUUCCAUUCUACACCUGUGGUGGAGAUGAAUGAUGAAGAUGAAGAUGUGAGGGCAGAAAGACUAAGAGUCGAAAAUGGGGCAGAUGACUUUGACCUGGUCCAACUUCAUCGUCUCACCAAGACCUAUCAGCUCAUCCAUAAGAAGAUUAUAGCUGUAAACAACAUCAGCAUAGGAAUACCUGCUGGGGAGUGUUUCGGCCUCCUCGGGGUGAAUGGAGCAGGGAAGACUACAAUCUUCAAGAUGCUGACAGGCGAUAUCAUUCCUUCAAGUGGAAAUAUUCUGAUCAGAAAUAAAACUGGAUCUCUGGGUCACGUUCACUCUCAUAGCUCAUUGGUUGGCUACUGUCCUCAGGAAGAUGCCUUAGAUGACCUGGUAUCUGUAGAAGAACAUCUGUAUUUCUAUGCUAGGAUUCAUGGAAUCCCAGAAAAAGAUAUCAAAGAAACUGUUCAUAAACUCCUGAGGAGACUUCACCUGAUGCCUUACAAGGACAGAGCAACCUCCAUGUGCAGUUACGGCACAAAAAGGAAAUUAUCCACUGCGCUGGCCUUGAUAGGGAAGCCUUCCAUUCUACUGCUGGAUGAGCCAAGCUCAGGGAUGGAUCCCAAAUCGAAACGGCACCUCUGGAAGAUCAUUUCUGAAGAAGUUCAGAACAAAUGUUCUGUCAUUCUGACAUCUCACAGUAUGGAAGAAUGUGAAGCUCUCUGUACCAGGCUGGCCAUUAUGGUGAACGGAAGGUUCCAAUGUAUUGGAUCUCUGCAACAUAUAAAGAGCAGGUUUGGACGUGGGUUUACUGUCAAGGUUCACGUGAAGAAUGCCAAAGUGAGCAUGGAGGCCCUCACCAGAUUCAUGCAACUGCACUUUCCAAAAACAUACUUAAAAGAUCAGCACCUCAGCAUGUUAGAGUAUCAUGUCCCAGUUACUGCAGGAGGAGUAGCAAACAUUUUUGAUCUACUAGAAAAGAACAAGGCUGCUUUAAAUAUCACCAAUUUCUUAGUCAGUCAGACUACUCUGGAAGAGGUUUUCAUCAACUUUGCUAAAGAUCAGAAGUCCUAUGAAACCGCUGACACCAGUAGCCAAAGUUCCACCAUAAGUGUUGACUCUCAGGAUGACCAUUUGUAGUCACAGUCCUUCCAGC